UUUCUCCUGUGGUUGGCAAUGCCCAGGCGUUUACAUUGUAUCAUAGAUAUCCAGUAUCUAUUAUUGUAUCACUACACAUAAAUCGCUAGCUACACGGUAUCAAUCUUUACCUACUUGAAAUGAGGUUACGUCUGUCAAUCAAGCACUCCUGUUCAUGACAACAGUCAAUAAGCAGCAGUACCCUGAAGCUAUGGCGGACGAUUUGGACGAAUUGCUAGAUGAGGUUGAAACAAAGUUCUGUCGCAAUGUUUCGUUGACGCCACAACUUCAAGCUCCCUCAGGUUUAUCGACGGCUGGGAAAUGUUUAACGCAAACUGGGAAAGAGAGAAAACACCGCACCACUGACGAUACACCCAGUAAAACGGACAGCGAAGAUAUAGAUGCCCUUCUUGAGGACAUACUUGACGAUGACUUCGAUUCCCUUGAGCUAAACACUGGACAGCUUCCUAAAACGACAAAGACGAAGUCAUUGCCACAGGCAACAAGAAAGUGCUGCCCAGUUUUCCUUGGUGGAAGCUCGAUUGCAAAUGGUGUAGGAACAGCUGUUUCACAAAGGUCGUGUGAUCAGCUGAGAUGUAUCUCCUGUGACUUUCGGGUGGCCAUGUUUGACGAUCAUGAAUGGGACCCCUCUUGUGAUUACCUCUUCUUCAGGAACAACAUGCCAGACUGUCAGAAGCUGCGGGCCAAGCUGAGGAGAAGAAAAGGGACGCGGGCGUACGCCUGCCAGUGUAGCUGGCACUCUGCUCGAGACCUCACUGACCUGAGAGAACAGCACCAGCUCAAGUGGGUCUGCGGGAAGCAUGAAGUAUGACAGCCUUCUCGCUAUCUCACACACACACACACAUCACUUUGCAGUUACUUGAAAAUCAAUGUCCUCUUGUUAUAGACAUCCCAACACACAUUUUUCUGCCUUGAGAAUGAUGUAGGUCUUUCUCUGCAUUACAUUUAGUGUGUUCUGGGUUUAAAGGUAAAUGAACAAGGUAGGUCUUCUGCUAUCUUUAGAGAUGUGAUUUUAGCUAGCUCAGUUUUAAGAGCAGGUACAGUAUAUGCCAGACCAUACUUGUCUUGUCAUAUUUCAUAUACAAUGCUGUUACAUGCUUUUCUGUAGCCUUUCCUUCUCUGUCUUAGUUUCUAAUUCCCCUGUCCUUUUGUUUAUUUCCUCUUCUGUCCCUUUGAGUGAAAUGCAUUCUGUUUUAAGGGAUUUCUGAUCUUACCAUUCAUGUAUUGUGUAUAACAUGAAGGUGAAGUUAGUGUGAAGUUAAAUGACGCAAACCUUUCCUGAUGCAUCUGUGUUAGACAUUUAGACAAACAUUAAACAUAAAAGCAUUACUUCACUCUGGCAGUCUAGUAGUUGAUACUUUAUAAAUGAAUCAUAAUCAAAUGAAGUAGUCUGUGGAUAGUUUAUUAUAUAUCUACUAAUUCAUUCAUCAUUAGGGAACUCCCCCCCAAAAAAUAAGCUUAACUUCCAAAGACAUUGAUUUGUUGUGAUAGCCCGGUCAGAAGUAGAUAUUUUGGAUUGCAAAACGUGCUCAUAUUAUGUACAAAACAUCUGCAUAUGCGUUUAUACACUAGGCUAUUCACAUCAAGUCAUAGUUGAAUUAAUGUUGUAUGCACUUCAUUUUUGUUGCUUUUCUCCUUGAUAAUAUUAACGCAAUUGAAUUUCAAGUUAAAAAAGUUUGAUUGACUGUGCUUUGUGUGGCUCAGGUCACCGUAUGAAUCAAUAUCAGUGACAGUGCUGUUUGUUCACAAUGCUGGUCAAUCUGUGCAGUGGAGAAGCGAAGGGGGUUAAGACCGUUGGGCCAGUAACCGAAAGGUCGCUGGUUUGAAUCCCCACGCUAACUAGGUGAAAAUAAAUCUGUCUGUGCCCUUGAGCAAGGCAAUUAAACUUAAUUGCUCCUGUAUGUCUUUCUGGAUAAUAGCAUCUGCUAAAAUGUAAAUGACUCUGUUUUAUAGUUCUCACUUCACUGCUAUGUUUGAUGAAAUGCUAGUAAUUUGUUAUGUCAUCGUAGUCACUGUCAGAAAGAGACUGGUCCGGGUCUUCUUUCACGGUAACAUCACCAAUCCCCUCUUCAUCUUGGACUUCUAUGUUCUCAUAAAGCUCAGAGGAAGAUGAGCUGCUUGAAUCAUCUGUAUAAAAGACUCACAUUACCAUUUACAUACAUCCACAAUAGGCUACAUGUUUUAAGCAAUUUGCAUCUACAAUGCCUUCAGAAAGUAUUUACACCAAUUGACUUUUUCCAUAUUUUGUUGUUA
This is a messenger RNA of Salvelinus namaycush (lake trout), 2253 nucleotides long. RefSeq names its product chromosome 5 C8orf37 homolog (gene cfap418). Lineage: Eukaryota; Metazoa; Chordata; Actinopteri; Salmoniformes; Salmonidae. Bases 155 to 811 code for a protein of 218 amino acids. The transcript is spliced from 6 exons. Gene Ontology annotation, cellular component: cytosol. The record is from RefSeq and is a predicted model, not a curated record.